AUGGUGGCGCUCAUCACACACACAAUCAGCAAGGCCACCAUGUUUGCGGACCUGGAUGUGCUGCUGGCCAUUGCCCUCGGUGGCCCCUCGGCUCAAUCUGACCUCUUCUUGGGCUCUCGAUGUGAAGCCGGUCAUACGUCCUCACACCAGAGCAUUUUCUUGGCGCUCUGCCAUAGCGGGCGCCGCCAGAUCGAAGGCAAGGCGGUACCCGCAAACCGCCGAGCGCAUGGCGAGCGGCCACGCCAAUCCACCGUCACCUUCCCACCGCGGCCACAUCUGCCGGCUUCGGACAUUGUUGAUUCUCCCCUCCGUACGCGCAACACGGACUCUCGCGAUCGAUCGCACCGAGUUGCAGCCAUGUACCAGCCCAACCUCUACCCACACAGCACGGCACCAUCCGCUGAUGCCAUCUACCACCAACACAUGAUUCCGACGUCUGUCUACCCUACCGCACCACACAUGGUUGCCACAGUAUCGCAAUCCGACUUGCCCACUGCCUUCUCCAAUCCCGACAUCUCCGCACACGCCGCCGACGCCUCGAUCGACACCACCAACCAGGAUGACGACGGCGAUGCUGGCGGCAAGCGAAGAAGGGUUCAACGCGCCUGCGACACCUGCCGAAAGAAGAAAGUCCGUUGCGAUGGCCUUCAACCCGAGAAAGGCGCUUGUACGAAUUGCGCCAACUACGGCUACGAAUGCACCUUCAUCGACGCCGCACGCAAACGUGCCCCUCCUCGCAGCUACGUCGAGGCCAUCGAGGCACGUAUCGUCAAGAUGGAACAUUUGAUAUCCUCGCUCGCGCCCGGCGUCGACUUUACAGACCGUAUCGGCAAGCCCAUCAGGAGGCCCGACGACAAGGGCGACGAGGCCAUCAACGACACCAGCGGCGCACCUGCCUCCACUUUGGCCGGCGCUGACACUGCUACCGUCGCCCCACCGACGUGUGACACGCAACACGCCAUGUGCGGCACUCUCUCCCACAUGCUUGCUGCAUCCCAUUCCAAGUCGCGCAGCUCAUCCGAACCCACCCUGGCCGACCAGAGCGACGAGGACUCGGAAGACGACAUUGCCUUCAUCGAAUCCAGGAUCGGCGCGGUCGACUUGAAGCCGCAACCCGUCGUCCCGUCCACCGCCAACACCUUUGACAGCAUCAAUUCCGAGCGCAUCAUCCUCGGUGAGGGAAGCAAGGCUGACCCAAGCUCGCAGAGCCUCCCGUCGCACAAGUUCAUCGGCAAGGCAAGCGCCAUGCACACCCUGCCCCUCCUCGAGAGGCUCAGCAGCAGAAACUACAGCGAGCUAGGCAUUCACCCCAAAGGCGCGCGUCCCGAGUUUUGGGCCAUCCCAACGGGCCUUCUGGAUCCUCCCGCCGACCUCGAUGCCGCAAUGGCCGUCUUCCCUCCGUCCGAUCUGGCCGACAAGCUCAUCGACGUAUUCUUUGCACGUCCCAACCGAGAAUACCCCAUCGUCAACGAAGCCCAAUUCCGCCACGAGUAUGCAAACUGUCCCGAGCUUCGCAAGGAACCCGACUGGCUGGCCAUGUGCUUCUGCAUCUUUACCGUUGCUAGUCCCUGCGUCGACGACCUCAGAACCAGGGCCUCGCCCGACGACCCGCUCUCGCGCGGAAUGCACUGGUGGCAGGCUGCCAAAACACUCAUCUAUCGCAACUCGCAAAUGCGCAAGCCGAUCCGCCACAUCCAGUGCCUCCUGCUUUCCACCCUCUUCCAGCUCGGCUUGCCCAUCUCUGCCUCCGCAUCCUGGUUACUCCUCGGCGCCGCGAUCCGUUUCCUCCUCGACGUGGGAGCCCAUCGUAGACAGGCUUCCAAGAAGCUGGGUCUCUCCAGACUCGAAGCAGAGACGAUGAAGCGAGUCUUCUGGGUCGCCUACAGUCUUGACCGCGAGGCCGCCUCGUCCUUGGGUCGUCCCAUCAUGCUUCAAGACGAAGAUAUUGACGUUGAACUUCCCGUCGAGAUUGACGACGAGUACCUCUUCAGCACUCCCGAGGGCGAACUGCUACCCAUGCAGCCGAGCGACAAACCCGCCCUGAUCAGCGGAUUCCUCUGCUCGCUUCGCCUCGACGAGAUCAUCGGACGCACGCUCAAGACCGUGUAUGCGCUCCAGAAGACCAAGAUCCGCUAUGGCGUCAGCUCAAAGGAGUGGGAGGAGAGAUUGGUCACGGAGAUCGACUCGGCUCUCAACAACUGGCUCGACACCGUUCCGCCGCAUCUUCGCUAUGACCCGCACGAGGCCGAUGACGAGUGGCUGAUCCAGUCGUCGCUCCUCUACUCCAAGUACUACCAGUGCCAGAUCCUCGUGCAUCGCCCCUUCAUCCCUGCCAAGAAGGGUGCCAGCGAAAGCUCGAUCCUCAAUUUCCCAUCGCUUGCCAUCUGCACCAACGCCGCCCGCAGCAUCAGCCAUCUGACGCAGAGCCUCAGGGAUCGAAAUCUGCACAACAGCACCGGCAUGUCGGUCGCCUUCCGAGUGGUCUCGGCCUGCACGAUCCUCAUCCUGGUUGUAUGGGGCGCCAAGCGCAACGGCGGGCGAGUCUCGAGCUCGGCCACGACGGAUCUGCGCCGCUCCAUCGAGGUGCUUCGCUCGAUGGAAUCGGUAUGGCAGUUCUGCGGCAAGGCUGUCGACAUCCUCGAGUCCAUCAUGUCGUCCACCCAGACCAGCGUGACGCGCCAGGCAUCCAACGACCAAGGCACCAAGCGAUCGCGCGAUGGUUCGGAAGUCGUAGAUGUCAAAGUGGAAGGCGAUGCACCGUGGGCGCAAGCCUCUCGGCCAAGAAACUCUGGCACGAGCAAGGCGGCAGCGGAGUCAGGCAGAGGGCGACACAAAGCGUCAGUCAACUCGGACUCGCCCGAGGCGCUUGGUGCGAGCGCGCAGCCUUUGGCGCCGGAGGCAAGGCAGCUGCCACUGUCCACGCUGCAGCUUGCUUCCAUGACGCCGCAGUCGAGCGCGGAACAGUCGCCCUCUUCGGCAACCGACGCGAAUCCACGGCCGACGGCCGAGGCUGCGUUGGCCGAUCCGUUUGGGCCCAAGACGCCGCAACCGCCGCAGCGUGCGCGCAUCCCGUCGUUGAGCGGCGCUUCGGGCCUCCCUGGCGCCCUGUCAUUCGGCCUUCUGACACCGUCGGCGGGCAACUGGGCUGCGGGGAUGGAAGCCGACUAUUUGCAAGGCCCGCAUGCACAGAUGGGCUACCAGUCGAUGCCCUCGAUCACGCCGUCGAUCUUUGACAACCUCAACCUGCCGCCGUCGACGGACGAGAUGCUGCCUCCCAACGUCUCCAACCUGGCCGGCAUGUCGCAGUUCAACUAUGGCGCGAGCAGUAACAGCGCCAACGGGCUCGGCGUCCAAGGAGACGCCUACGGCAACUUUGGGCGGUACUAUGGCGGUGGCGACAGUGCGUUGGGCGCGUCUCAAGGCCCAGAGGAUGUGCGCGCACAUACGGGCGAUGCCAAUACACCCCAAUCCGACGGAAGCAACGGCCUAGCCUCGUACGCGUUUGAACUUCUUCAGAAGCAGAGCGUGUGGAACCUCGACGACGAUUCUCUCAGCUUCCUCCAACAGUGCGGUCAGCAGAGCUGA
Moesziomyces aphidis is the source of this 3585-nucleotide messenger RNA. The record is from the annotation of a GenBank genome assembly. NCBI's taxonomy places the organism in Eukaryota, Fungi, Basidiomycota, Ustilaginomycetes, Ustilaginales, Ustilaginaceae.